AUGUCUUGGGACAUGGGCGUCGCACCUCCGGGCAUGACCCCGCCCGGAGGCGGCUACGACAGCACCGCCUACCCGCCACCACCGCCCGGCUACGGCGGCCCUCCGCCCGCUGCGGGCGCCUACCCGCCAUUCCCCACGCAAGGGCCGAUGCCGCCGGGUCCGCCGACCCCGCAGGACAGCCCCUGGGGUGGUCCUCCCGCUGCGCCCGGCCUGGGCUACGGUGCCCCGGGGCCAGACCCGGGCUUCACAGCCUUCCCUCCGCCCGGCGGCGCCCCUCCGCCGCCGGCUGCUGGAGGCGGCUGGGGCCAAGCGGCGGCCCCGCCUCCGCCCGGCGGGGCGGGCUACUACGGUGGACCGCCUGCGCCGCCUGUGGAUCAGGGGUGGCAGCAGGCUCCCGCACAGAUCGCGGUGGGCGGCGGCGGGGCCUACGGAGACCGUGGACCCUAUGCGCGUCGCAAGUCGCUCCUCAUCGGCAUUUCCUACCGCAACUCCAUUCGCCCCUUGGGCGGCUGCAUCAACGACGUGAAGAACGUGCGCCAGUUCAUCGUCGAACGCUACGGCUUCCCCACGUCGCGCGAUUCCAUGGUCAUCCUCACCGACGAGGGACACGAGGACUCUGCUCAUCGGCCCACCAAAGAGAACAUCGUUCGUUGGAUGAGGUGGCUGGUGGCCGACGCCCGGGCCGGCGACUCGCUGUUCCUGCACUAUUCGGGCCACGGAGGCCAGACCCCCGACAAGGAUGGCGACGAGAUCGAUGGCAUGGACGAAACCAUCUUGCCCGUCGACUACGAGAAGACCGGUCAGAUCGUCGACGACGACAUGCACGAGAUUCUCGUCAAGCACCUCAAGCCAGGUGUGCGGCUGACGGUGAUCUUCGACUCGUGCCACUCGGGCACGGCGCUCGAUCUGCCCUACGUUUAUGACAGUCGCGGCAACAUCGUGCGGACCCAAGCCCACAGCCCAGGCCAGCAACACCAGCACCUACUACAGCAGCGGCGCGCCUUCGGGACCAGCACCUACUACAGUAGCGGCACGCCCUCUGGGACCAACAGCUACUACAGUAGCGGCACCCCUUCGGGGACCACUUACUAUGGCGGCAUGCCUGCGGGGACUCCCACCACCUACUACCAAUCCAACCCGGUGGUGCAGUACAACGCCCGCAAGAAGAACAAGUGGAGCACCAAGCUGGGCCACAUGCUCAUGGGCGUUUCCAGUUCGAUGAUGCCCCAACGGGGCAUGGGCGACUAUGGCGCCGAGACCACCGACCGCGAAUACAACUACCAGGCCCACCUGAGUAGGAUCUCUCAAGCCGACGUGGUGAUGUUUUCGGGCUGCAGUGACGAGCAAACCAGUGCCGACACCAGCAUUCAGGGCAGCCGCACCGGCGCCAUGAGCUACGCCUUCAUCGCCACGUUGCGCGCCAAUCCUCAGGCACGAGGGGUGACCUACUCUGGUCUGCUGGGCAGCAUGCGCGAGGUCCUCCAGGGUCAGGCAUUUGGCCAAGUGCCGCAGCUGUCCUCAUCCCACCCGAUGAACAUGAACCAACCGUUCAAUGUCUGA
Acanthamoeba castellanii str. Neff is the source of this 1560-nucleotide messenger RNA. Its product is annotated as ICElike protease (caspase) p20 domain containing protein. The transcript is spliced from 10 exons. The record is from RefSeq and is a predicted model, not a curated record. Gene Ontology annotation, biological process: proteolysis. Gene Ontology annotation, molecular function: cysteine-type endopeptidase activity. Lineage: Eukaryota; Discosea; Longamoebia; Acanthamoebidae. The coding region runs from base 1 to 1560 and encodes 519 amino acids.